AUGGACGUACCCAAGCAGCGCCCCCGAUCCAAGUCGACCUUCAGUUUCAAGAGCGACAAGAGCGACAAGUCCGUGAAGGCACCGAAGCUGCCGAAAGAGAAACUCACAGAGAGCGCGGCGGAAAAGCAUCAGAACCACCUCAGCACCACGACCAAGGCGAACCCCAACGCUGCAAUGGAAGAGGCUCAACCAAUUGCCGCUGCUCUCGAGAAGCCCACCCUAGCCCUUCUCCGAGCAUCGUCAUACACCGAUAGACACGGAAACCUGAUCACGGAGCCAGAUCUCUCCAACCCGACGCGCCCUCGAUGGGAACGACCGCUCGAUACGAUCAGGUCGUUCGAGGCUGCCAUCGACACAGAAUACAAGCGGCGAUCUACAAUGAUGCGAUCUGGUGGGUGUGCGCCACAGGAAGGGCAGAACAAGAGCAAGACUCAUCAGAAUGGCACUGCAGAUUCGUCGCCGAACUUUGCGAACGGAGGCUUCGACAGCCGCAGAAGCAGCUACUACGGAGCAGGCCACGACAAUUUCCGAAACCCGCGAUCUUCGCACGUUGGCGGAUAUUAUGGCAACCAGGCCGGCGUGCGAGAGAGCAUCGCAGACAACAGCUAUGGGGGGCCUCCAAUGGCAGGCCCGUCGAGGAACCGUUUCAGCCAGCGUUUGCAUAACGAGCCCCCGGUCAAUGGCUACGGCAAUCGGCAAGGCAUUUAUCCCACCCAUGUGCCGCAGCUCUCGCGCGAUACCGUCAACACCGGAGAGUCCAGUCAGAGCGAGCCAUGGGGUAACUCGACGGAUCCGAGUAGCGAGAACAGCUCAAUUGACAAGGUGGCAUCGAUGACUAGGGUGAUGGAGCCGAACGACCCCUACGUGUAUAAUAACUAUGGCGGCCCAGUCAACGCUCCUGGUCCGGCGGGACCUAACGGGUAUCUUCCGCAGCCAAUGGGCUCUGCUCCUCCUGCUGUUCCCGCGCAUGGGGCGCCAGCAAACCGAUCGGCGCCCAUCAAGCUCGGCGGCGCAGGGCCCCCGCAGCCUUUAAGUUCCACGUCUGGCAACGCGACGCUGGUCAAGACCAGGAGCCCCUCCGGCACCCAGGAUAAGCGGAAGAGCUGGUUCAAGAGGAGGUUCAGCAAAGAUUAG
This is a messenger RNA of Coniosporium apollinis CBS 100218, 1134 nucleotides long. RefSeq lists its product as uncharacterized. Lineage: Eukaryota; Fungi; Ascomycota; Dothideomycetes. Bases 1 to 1134 code for a protein of 377 amino acids. The transcript is spliced from 4 exons. The record is from RefSeq and is a predicted model, not a curated record.